UAGUGUUUCCGUCUAAGCCCCUCUGCUCUUGGAGCUAAGGACAGCCUGGAAACGUGAGCCGGAGGCAACCGGAAGGACGGCACAUAAAAAGAAUCCCAAAGGCGGUGUUUAAAGAACGUUGUGAUUUUUAAGUCAUUCUAAUGAUUUGGGCUCAUUACUUUUUAACUGGGGGGGCUCGCAGUCCUUGAGAUGCUCCAGUGUUUCCUUGUAUGGGUGAGAGCGUGCCCCUCUGUGGCUGAGCCAAGCAUUUGGAAAGCUCUAGUCCCCUCGGCCUUUUAAAGGGUGGCGGCUGUUUACAUUCUGGUUUUUAGGCCUGUGUCGUAGGUACUAGGGAAGGGAACAGAUUAUAAUCAUAGAAUCUCAAGGGCUCAUCUAGUUCAGCCCCCUACUCAAAGCAGGACCAGUCUCCAAUUUUUGCCCCAGUUCCCUAAAUGGCCCCCUCCAGGAUUGAACUCACAACCCUGGGUUUAGCAGGCCAAUGCUCAAACCACUGAGCUAUCCCUCCCCCCAAAUACACCCUAAAUACAGUCGCUGAAGAACAAUAGGAACUACAUAUGCAUGAGGGUGCUGAAUUCUGAAAACGGGACAAAAUUGCAAGUUAUGAAUGGGGUUGCUCCACAGAAGGAUAACAUCUCAUAAAUGGAAUCAAAGUAAGCUGCAAGGUUAGGAAAGAAUUGUGCAGUGCAUGCUCUUAGAAAACUUCCCAAAUGAAGUCUGUGAGACCUGAGACGAUGGAGACAUUGCCUGAACUCUAUGACGUCUUCCAAGGAGAGGUUGCUGCUGUAACAGAAUAUGGGGCAUUUAUAAAAAUUCCAGGCUGCAGGAAACAAGGCCUUGUCCAUAAAACCCACAUGUCAGCCUGUCGGGUCGACAAACCCUCGGAAAUGGUAGAUGUUGGAGACAAAGUGUGGGUGAAGCUUAUUGGAAGAGAGAUGAAAGAUGACAAGUUGAAGCUGUCUCUUUCCAUGAAGGUCGUCAACCAAGGAACAGGAAAGGACCUUGAUCCAAACAAUGUUGCCCUUGAUCAGGAUGAGCGGAAGAAACGUUCAUUCAGAGACUACACUAGUCAGAAGAUUACCCUGGAAGCUGUCUUGAACACUGUCUGCAAAAAAUGUGGUUGCAAAGGUCAUUUUGCCAAAGAGUGUUUCAUGCAGCCUGGGGGAACCAAGUAUAGUCUGAUACCGGAGGAGGAGGAGACAGCAGAAUAUGAAGGUGAUAAAAAGUCCAGCCACACUGAGAAUUCUUCAAAGAAAAGAAAAAAGGAAAAGAAGAAGAAAAAGAAACACAAGAGCAAGAAGUCAUCAGAGUCCGACAAUUCAGACAGCUCCGACUUGGACAGUGAUGGGGCUCAGCCAGCCAGCAAGAGGGCCAAGCGUUCGGAGAAAGCUAGUAAGCCUCAGAAAAAGAAGAAGAAAAAGAAGCACAAGAAAAAGCACAAAGAAUGAGAAGAAGAGGAGCUAGAAAGGGGCACUGGUGUUGUCAUCUCCCUGCCUGCCUGCUCUAGCCUUCUAGAGUAAACUAUCCGGAGAGAGUAGAGUUAAAUCACUACACGCUUCUUUCAGGGAUGAAGAGCUUCCUUCUUAAAGCAGCAUUCAGUCACUGAUGUUAAAGAUGUUGACUAUGAAAUUAAUUAUCCACUGUAAAGUUACACAGGCUGCCAUUCUCCUGCUGAGAGGCCAAUGGUUCUGCCUGCCAAAAUAGAUUAAUUAUACCCAUUCAUCAGUGACUCUCCCAUCGUGUAAAGCUUCACGUUCCUCUGAGUGAGCUGCCAGGGCUGCAGUGAGUUCCUUUGAAACGGCAAGGAGUGUGCAGGACAGCAGCAGCGUAUCCAGUGCCUGUCAAAGGGUGACAGCUGUGCCACUCGGGUUUGGUCCCUGCAAAACAUUAGAGGGAGCCACUCACACACCCUGUCAGCUGAUUGUCUAGUCAUGGGCACUGCCUCCCUGCUAAUUGUUACAGUUAUCACCUCUCCGCAUCUCAGUCCUGCUCUAUGCACUGUUUCUGUAUCCAUGUUACUAUGUGGCUGGGGGUGUGAUUUUUGUUUGCCGUAGAGUUAUACUGGGGUAGCUCCUAGUGUGAACUCCAUUAUACCCUUAUCAUAGGCGCUGACUGCAUGGGUGCUCUGGGGCAGCUAGGGGGAAAAAAUAAUAGUGGGUGCUGAGCAUCCACCAGCAGUCCCACAGAUCAGCUCCUUCCCCUCCCUCCCAGCGCCUCCCGGCCGCCGCGAUCGGCUGUUGAGUGGUUUGUAGGAGGUGCUAGGGGUGAGGGGGUGGAACGGGGCAGGAAGAGGUAGGGUGUGGUGAGGGCAGAGUGGGGGUCCAGCACUCCUGGGGAAAUCACAAAGUUGGUGCCUCUGGUCCUUAUACUGAUACAGCUUAAUCCCCUGCCAUGCAGGAAUGGCUGUACCAGUAUAAGGCGUCUUUAUAGGAAAGUACAUCCACAGUAGGGGGAUUGUAUUGCUUUAACUACACUGGGAUAAUAAAAGCAGAAAAACUUUUGUGUGUAGACAACCCCUCAAUCUUGUCCAUUCUGUCUGCUAGCAGUGGCAGAGGGUUGGCAACAAAUCAGCUAAAUUAUGUUAUGGAGACACUCAAGGUGAACAUUAGCUUUGUCAGUAUUGCUAGCUGUGUAAAUUAUGAAAAAUAAACCUCUGAAAUGCUAAAUUA
Messenger RNA from Caretta caretta (loggerhead turtle), 2666 nucleotides. RefSeq names its product zinc finger CCHC-type containing 17 (gene ZCCHC17). Gene Ontology annotation, biological process: RNA stabilization. Lineage: Eukaryota; Metazoa; Chordata; Testudines; Cheloniidae. The record is from RefSeq and is a predicted model, not a curated record. Gene Ontology annotation, molecular function: RNA binding; zinc ion binding.